Carassius gibelio (silver crucian carp) is the source of this 3179-nucleotide messenger RNA. RefSeq names its product LIM-domain binding 1b (gene ldb1b). Gene Ontology annotation, biological process: nervous system development; negative regulation of transcription by RNA polymerase II; positive regulation of transcription by RNA polymerase II. Lineage: Eukaryota; Metazoa; Chordata; Actinopteri; Cypriniformes; Cyprinidae. The coding region runs from base 362 to 1483 and encodes 373 amino acids. Gene Ontology annotation, cellular component: transcription regulator complex; nucleus. Gene Ontology annotation, molecular function: LIM domain binding. The record is from RefSeq and is a predicted model, not a curated record. The transcript has 10 exons.
AGAGAGCGAGAGCGAGCGAGCAUCACUGUGGCCUGCGCGCGUCUAUUGUUCGCUCCGCGCGUGAACACAAAGAGUCUCGAGGCGGGUGGAUCGAGCGCGAGCGGCGCGGCACCUGCAGCUCGAGGCCUCGCGCGACUCAAACCGGACGAUUCUGCGCUAAUAACCGCCAUUCUCCAUGAUUUCCCACCGAUUUUAACGUUCAUCUACGUCCCGGGAUUCGCAUAAAGCCCGUGCGGAGACGCGGAGACGCUCGGUCCUCCGCUCCAUCAGUGUUUCAGGCUGUUCCUCCAAGACCUUCAAGCUGUACUCCCCAAAGGAGCCCCCCAACGGAAGUGCUUUCCCCCCCUUCCACCCCGGCACCAUGCUGGACCGAGACCUGGGCCCGACGCCCAUGUAUCCCCCAUCAUACCUGGAGCCAGGCAUCGGGAGACACACACCUUACGGGAAUCAGACAGACUACAGGAUAUUUGAGCUCAACAAGCGGCUUCAGAACUGGACGGAGGAGUGUGAUAAUCUGUGGUGGGACGCUUUCACUACGGAGUUCUUCGAGGAUGACGCUAUGCUCACCAUCACGUUUUGUCUGGAGGACGGUCCUAAACGAUACACGAUCGGCCGGACGCUGAUUCCUCGUUACUUCAGGAGUGUGUUUGAAGGCGGCGCCACGGAGCUCUGCUACAUUCUCAAGCACCCUAAAGAGUCCUUCCACAGCAACUUUGUGUCUCUGGACUGUGAUCAGUGUACGAUGGUCACGCAGAACGGCAAGCCCAUGUUCACACAGGUGUGUGUGGAGGGCCGUCUGUACCUGGAGUUCAUGUUCGAUGACAUGAUGAGGAUAAAGACGUGGCAUUUCAGCAUCCGGCAGCACAGAGAGCUCAUCCCCCGGAGCAUCCUGGCCAUGCAUGCUCAGGACCCGCAGAUGUUGGAUCAGCUGUCCAAAAACAUCACCAGAUGCGGCCUGUCAAACUCCACCCUCAACUACCUCCGAUUGUGUGUGAUCCUGGAGCCCAUGCAGGAGCUGAUGUCCAGACACAAGACGUACAGUCUGAGUCCCCGAGACUGUCUGAAGACGUGUCUGUUCCAGAAGUGGCAGAGGAUGGUGGCUCCUCCAGCGGAGCCGGCCAGACAGGCGCCCAGUAAGAGACGGAAGCGUAAGAUGUCGGGCGGCAGCACCAUGAGCGCCGGCGGCGGCUCCAACAACAACAGCAAGAAGAAGAGCCCAGCAAACAGCUUCCCGCUGUCCAGUCAGGUCCCGGACGUGAUGGUGGUGGGCGAGCCCACGCUGAUGGGAGGAGAGUUCGGGGACGAGGACGAGCGUCUGAUCACGCGGCUGGAGAACACACAGUUCGACGCGGCUAACGGCAUCGACGACGAGGACAGCUUUAACAACUCGCCCGCGCUGGGAGCCAACAGCCCCUGGAACAACAAGCCUCCGUCCAGCCAGGAGGGCAAGAACGACAACCCCACCUCACAGCCGUCUCAGUGAGACUCGGACGGGGGCGGAGCCUGGGGCGGAGCCAGGGAGCGUCAGCAUCCAAUGGGAAGAAAGAGGUGCGGUCGACUCAUUCAUCCACCUGCAGUAGCUGGUCUUCCUGUCAGCAGAGGAAGUGAUGACAGCGUUUACUCGUCACAGGACAGGUUUUAUUCACUCGCUCGUGGUUCUGUUGGUGAUUUAUGAGGAGCCUGUAGAUAGUUCAUAUGUUUAAGUUAAGAUGAAGAGGAGAAAUCUGACCACAUGAAGCACCAACAAGACCAAGACACAUCCAGCUCCUGUUUCACUCACAAGAAAUGUCAUUCUGCAAGAGAAAAAUAUGAUAAAAAAUCACCUUUAAUACUGUUUUGUAUGAAGCUUGUUUCUGCCACUGAGUUUUUAUCUCACGAUUCUGACUUCUAGCAACUGCGCCGAUCUUAUAAUUCAGAUUAUUCAUUUUGCAAUUGCGAUUUUUCUCUAUUUUUUGUUUUUUCUCAAAGUUGGUGAGAUAAACUGAAAUUGUAGUAUUUUUCCUCUAAAUUGAACCAUAACUUGCAGUUGCGAGUUUAGCAAUUCGGAGAAAAAUUACACGCAAUUAGAAUUGCAAGGAAAAAAGUCAGAACUAUGAAAUAAAAAAAUCCAAAUUACCUUUUUAAUUUUUAAAGUAGUUUCCAUAGUUUUAUUAUUGUAUUGCGAUGUUUUUGUUUUUUUAAAUGUGAAACAGCAUAUAUCUAAACACUACCGUUCUUAUUCUCGUUUUCGUUACAGUAAAGAGAUUGUUUAAUCAUUUUAAUGCAAACAAACUAUAAUGGACUAGAUAUUUUCUUUCAGCAAAAUGUCGUUUCUUAUAUCCGGAGUAAAAUCUCAAACACAGCAGGUUAAUUUGAGUCUCACCUUGUCCUCUGAUCGCUGGAGGAUGUUUAAUAUCACAUGAAGAGUGAAUUUUAUACCAGCCUCUAUUUCCCUAGAAUGUUUUAUUAUUAUUAUUAUUAUUUUGGUUUAUUUGUAUUUUUUCACUGAUGUUGAAAGCUGCAAACCAAGGAGUAACCGAACCGUGGAGGAUUCUGUUGGUUUGUCUUCUGUUUAACAGAGAGUUGGUUUUCGUGUACUUGUGCUUGUAUAUUUAAGGUAGUAGCAGAGUUGUGUAUAACUGUAUUGAGAUGUAUUCCUCCUUAGAGUUACAUAAAGCCAUUCUGAUCUAACGUGUAAAAAAUGAAAACACACCAACCUCGUCUUUCCCACUCUUGAUUAUCUUUUUAAUUUGCAUACGACUGAUGAAUUGAAAUCAAGGGCACAGUCUGUGUUUGUUGCCUGAUCGAAAUCUGUUUCUGAAGAAUAUGCUUUCAACAGAUUCGGUGUCUGUUUUCUUUUGUUUUCUUCUGUUCUUCAUGUGUUUAAGGAAGACCAACUGUGAUCAGCUAGUCAUGUUUCAUUAACAUGUUAGUGGUUUAUUACUCGCACACAAACACACAAUACUGCUGAAACUCAGACUAAUCCAGUUUUUUGUACUAUUGGAUUGUUUUCUCUGUCUUUCUGAGCAGCUGAAUCAAUCUGAACGGAUUAAAGGUCUGCACUUGUAAUCCAAACAAACUGGUGAUCUUUUCCACCUUAAAUCUUGUAGAAGCUCCUGUUUGAUAUAACUUUGUUUUCUUAAUUUCUGCCCUUGAUAAAUUUAAUGUAUGGAACCAAUAAAAUAUGAAUUUUCACUUUA